AUGGCUCGCCUACGAAAACUCGCCAUGCACGAAAAGGAUGAACAGAACAGAACACGUUCCAUGAGUAUGAGCAUGACUGGUCACUCUCAUCCGAUGAUGGCCGGCAUCGCCCCGAGCAUCAACGGUUCGGGAACAGCCAGCACCAUGUCUACUCCUGCCAUGGCCAAUAUGCCCAAUCCCUUGGCCGGCCCACGGCCUCAAAGCCAAGCGAGCGGCAGGAUCCCCCAGCAGCCCGGAAUGGGCCAGCCCGGUCAACCAGGCAUGGGUCCCGGCGCCUCUGGUCAACCCGGCAUGGGUCCCCAGCAGCAAGGCCCAGGCAUGCCACCAGGCCAAAUGAACGGCCCUCCCCAGCAACCUGGCAUGGCCGGCCCCCCACAAGGAAUGGGCCUCCAAGGCCAACAGAGACCGCAACAGCCUGGAAUGGGCAUGCCACCAGGUCCCAUGCAAAUGACACCCAGUAUGACACACGCAUCAACACCCCACGCCUCGACGCCCUCGGCUCCACAUAUCUCUUCUAGCCCGUCUCCGGUCCCGACUCCACCCCAGACUUUCCCAGGCGGACCGGGUCCUGGGCCAUCGCCCCAGCAAACCCAGUUUAAUCCACAAUUUAAUCCUUCGCAACCGCCGUUUUCAGGUCCCAACGGGCCUGGUGCAGGUCAACCUCCGUUCCCAGGCCAGCCUGGCCAGUUCCAGGGCGGUCCGGGUGGUAACCAACAGCAGUUCAGGCCAGGUCCAGGACAGUCCGGUCCUCCAGGACAAAACGGACCGUUCCCCUCGGGCUCUGGUCCUGCGUUCCAGCCAGGCGCCAACGGACCAGGUCCGGCCAGUCAGAACUUUGGACCCGGCCAACAAGGCUUCCCGCCUGGAGCUCCUGGCUCUCAACCUUUCCAACCAGGUCCGGGCGGACAGUUUUCGGGUGGACCGAGCGGGACUGGCUUCCCGCCCAACGCGAGACCGGUGCAAGGUCCAGGCGGCAUGUUUAACCAAACACCCGAUUGGGCGCAGCGGCCUCCGCCCAACAACAACAUGGGGCCCGGCGGUCCUGAACAGGGUCGACGACCGGAUGGAUCCUGGCCCGACGACGGACGACCGAGGCCUGGUCCGGGUGGGAUGAUGGGCCAGCCGCCGAGCAAGAUGGGGCCGAAUCCGGGCAUGCUGAGGUAUCCGCCCGGACCCCCGCAAAUGAUGGGCAUGAACGGACCUCAGCCUGGGAUGGGAGGAGGGCCGCAACAACAGCAGAUGGGCGGGCCUCAACAGAUGGGUGGUCUGCCGAUGGGUGGACCCCAGCCUUCGCCGAAAGAAGAUCCUCGGAGCAUCACGCCACAGCAAACUCAAGCCGGAUGGACGAACGAGGGUGGAGUGAAUAUGCAACGGCGGCCAGGUGUGGCCGGCCAGGGGGGUCAAAUGGGGCCGUCUGGAAUGCCGGGGCCGGGACCGGGACGAGGGUUUAAUCCCCAAGGUCCGCCACAGGGGCCGGGACAGCAGGGGCAAGGACAGAAACGACCUGUGUCGCCUCCUCCGGCUGCGACCAUGAGCUUGGGCGGGUCGCCGCCUGAUCCUAAGCGCCCGAGACCGAACGAUCCUGGACCGGGCGCCUUGGUCGAGUCGAGGACCGGGCCGGAUGGGAGGCCCACUUCGUCCAAAGGUGGACCGCCGUUCCAGGGCAUGCAGCAGCAGCAGGGCAAUCCGGGUAUGAAUGGCCAAGGGCCCAACCCCCAGCAACAGCGAUUACAAGCCGAUCAGCAAUAUACUAUGGAGAUGCGCGGCGCGAUACUGAGGCAAGGAGGCCCCCAGGCGCCGCCGUUUGCAAAGAACCCGGGCCAGGUGAACGGUGCAGGUCCUGGGCAACGAGGAUCGAGGCCGCCUGACGCGCCGUCUCCCGCGUCUGGUGGUGACAGCGCUGGCCAACCACGGCAGGUGAUGAACGUCAAGGGCCAAGCGAGCGGCUCGAUGGGUCCCCCCGCCUCCCCCAGUCUAACGCAUCGUAAUGUAGGAGGGGUGAAAAAGCCGGAGAGCGCGGGGAGUAGUCCGGCACUCGCGUCGAGCACGGUCCCGAAUGGAAUGAACAAUCCCGGAGAUCGAAGUCAUACGCCCGUCAAGCCGUCGGAUACCCACUCGCCCAUGCCGGUGCCCAUGGUCCGCCCGCAGAGCGCCCAACCGGCGAUGAACCAAGGUCCAUCGGGUAUUCCCCCUCCACCACCCGGGUCGGCGCCACCUAUGUUCCCUCCGGCCCAGUCCCCAUCGAACGGCAUCCUCACGUUUGACGGCAAGUUUGGGGACCAGUUUGAUUUCUCGGGCGGGAUGGAUUUUCCGACCUUUGGGAAUGACAUUCUAGCGGACAUGGACCCAAUGUUCGGCAUCGACAGCGUUGGUUGGACAAACGACGAUUAA
Rhizoctonia solani is the source of this 2391-nucleotide messenger RNA. Its product is annotated as transcriptional corepressor LEUNIG. The record is from RefSeq and is a predicted model, not a curated record. The transcript is spliced from 4 exons. Lineage: Eukaryota; Fungi; Basidiomycota; Agaricomycetes; Cantharellales; Ceratobasidiaceae. The coding region runs from base 1 to 2391 and encodes 796 amino acids.